This is a messenger RNA of Empidonax traillii (willow flycatcher), 764 nucleotides long. Its product is annotated as keratin, type II cytoskeletal cochleal-like. Gene Ontology annotation, biological process: intermediate filament organization; keratinization. The record is from RefSeq and is a predicted model, not a curated record. NCBI's taxonomy places the organism in Eukaryota, Metazoa, Chordata, Aves, Passeriformes, Tyrannidae. The annotation marks the transcript as partial. Gene Ontology annotation, cellular component: keratin filament. The transcript has 5 exons. Gene Ontology annotation, molecular function: structural constituent of skin epidermis.
GAACGACCCCAAUCCUGCCAGGAAUGACCCCAAUCCUGACAGGAACAACCCCAAUCCUGACAGGACAGACCCCAAUCCUGACAGGAACAACCCCAAUCCUGACAGGAACAACCCCAAUCCUGACAGGAACGAUCCUGACAGGAACUACCCCAAUCCUGACAGGAACAACCCCAAUCCUGACAGGAACGACCCCAAUCCUGACAGGAACAAUCCUGACAGGAAUGACCCCAAUCCUGACAGGACAGACCCCAAUCCUGACAGGAAUGACCCCAAUCCUGACAGGACCCGAGCCAAGCUGGAGGCGGCCGUGGCUGAGGCCGAGGAGAGGGGGGAGAUGGCCCUGAAGGACGCGAGGGCCAAGCUGGCCGAGCUGGAGGACGCCCUCCAGAAAGCCAAGGCCGACAUGGCCCGGCAGCUCCGCGAGUACCAGGAGCUGAUGAACGUCAAGCUGGCCCUGGACAUCGAGAUUGCCACCUACAGGAAGCUGCUGGAGGGCGAGGAGAGCAGGUUGGCCGGGGAGGGAGUCGGCAACGUCAACAUCUCCGUGCUCAGCUCCAGCUCCAGCGGCGGCGGCUUCUCCAGCUCCGCGGGAUUCCUGGGAGGAGCCCUGGGGGCCGGGAUGGGCAGCGGAGCCCUGGGAUUGUCCUCGGGGGGAGCCACCAAGUCCUACUCCAUCACCACCACCAGCACCUCCAGCAGCCGCCGCAGCGUCAGGAAGUGAUUCCGGGAAAGAGGGAAACCCUCGGGAAGAAACGUCUCGGUGC